Suricata suricatta (meerkat) is the source of this 567-nucleotide messenger RNA. It is a transcript of the gene TMEM221, whose product is annotated as transmembrane protein 221. Bases 1 to 567 code for a protein of 188 amino acids. The transcript is spliced from 3 exons. NCBI's taxonomy places the organism in Eukaryota, Metazoa, Chordata, Mammalia, Carnivora, Herpestidae. The record is from RefSeq and is a predicted model, not a curated record.
AUGGGUGGGCGGUCUGACUGGUUUCUCUAUGACUGCCGCCUCCUCAGACAUGUUGCCCUUGGCCUCUUCUGCUGCGGGGUCUCUGUCUACUUAGCAGCCCUGUCCAUCUACGCCCUGCUGCUCUUUGAGAUCGAGACAGGUGCGGCAGCCGCCGCCAUCCUUGGAGUGGGUGCUCUGGUCCUGGUGGCGGCGCUGACCCACACUCUGCUCCGAGCUGCCCGGGCCACCCGCCGUGGCCUCCAUGAACUGUCCCCACCGCACUUUGAAGAUGACCCUGUCCGCCCUGCUGAAGUCUCCAAGGCCAGCCCCGGGGCUCAGCCCCAGCAGGGUACCCACCACUGGACCCCCUACUCAUCCUUCCCAGAAUCUGGGGACCCCCUCAGACCUAUGGGCACUGCCACAGUGCCUGCAGCCAAGGGGGGAGGCCGGGAGGGCAGCCUGCCUUUAUCCCGCACCCGCCGGACACUGUCAGCUGGCAGGGGGCAUUGGGAAGGGAUCACCCAUGAAAUGCGCAGCAUGCUGGGUCACAGGCCAAGAUGCGCAGGGAAGGAUUCCACCCUGGUGUGA